GAGUGUUUGCAGUCGGUUAGCCGUGCACGCACAUGGUUGAUACACACGUACACACAUAAACGCCGAGACUCUUGGCCUUCAGGUGUGUUCUGGUUUAUUAACACGUAGUGUUGGUCCAGUUUGAUCUGUCAGGGAUUUCGUACACACAUCGAUUGAAGGUCGUCCUCCGGAUUGUGUGGCCAGUUCAGAUCUGGUUUUAUUAAUGUAUGAAAAGGAACCCACAUGCCAUUCAACGCAAUGCGUCGCUAUGUUAAAUGCUUUUCAUAUUCCGAAGGGUGUUAUUGUGAAAAGCGUGAAGUUGUUUUGUGGGUUGUUAUGGUUUCUUUCAGCUCACACACACACACACACACACACACUCACACAGUGGCCUGCUUUUCUAACUGCCGUCCCUCUGACAUGUGUGUGCUUGUGUGCACGUAUGUGUUUUUUCUCUCCCACAGAUUGCGAGCCCGAGGGAGUGUUGGAUUGGUCGUUUGAUGAAAAUUGUAUUUUUUGCUGCUUAAGACGAGAGAAAGUGAAGGAACACUUGGCCGUCAUCCCCCCCCAGGCAUUAUCGGAGUCAGAGGAUUUGAAACAGGACACGUCCAAAAUCAACCGCCUGGAGAAGCAAGCCGAAGAAUUCCUUAAUGCUGUCUUCUACAGAAAGGCAGUCCUCCCCAGCUUCUCGGACCCACACAUUCCUCUAGUGGCCCGCGAGAUAAUGCAGAGGAUGAUCCGCCAGUUCGCCGCUGAAUAUACCUCAAAAACCAGCUCUUCUCAGGACACGCCCCGGCACCCCGAACACGCCCGUCACCCACAGCCCAACGGCGUCAAGGACCAAAGCCUCCUACUGCCGAGAGCGGCGUCGCUCACCCCGGCCCCCGCCGCCCCCCUCGCCCUGCCCGGGGCGUCCAGCCCACCGUCGCCCACCCCCGGGCCGGGCCUCAGUCCCGACUACGCCACCGCCCCGGACGCAGGGAACGGCGCAGCCGCCUCCGCACAGAACCCGGUCCUCAGCAAGCUUCUGAUGGCCGACCAGGACUCCCCGCUGGACCUCAGUGUCAGGAGGCCCGACGCCACGGAGACCAGGACCGAGGAUGGAGUCCUUGACCUUUCUACCAAGAAGGUCCCCGGGGCUCUCGGCACCGUCCUAACAAACUCUCGCAGUUACACCACAUCGCCCGCUGUCAAGGGGCGCUCCCUGAGAGUUGACCACGCCUUCCAGGACGUGGAGGACGAUGAUGUCCUGCUGCCGAGAAACCCACAGAAUGGGCUGAUGGAUAGCCACAUCGGCUCCGCCCACCCCAAGCCUCCGCUGGCCCAUUCGCUGUCCGUCAAGGAGGAGCUCCUCAGCCAGAAGCACCGCCUCCACGGCCAGCCUCCUGCUCUCUCGUUGGCCGGCCUAGAGUCGUCAGGGUUCCUGAACCAAAGGAACCACGGCAACCACGGGCAGUCCCACCCACUCCUGGCGCGGGACGGCUCCUCCUGGGGGUCCUCUGGCGGCAAAGCCCACCGCCUGGACAGCCUGCUGAAGCUGAAGCAAGCCAGCGCCGCCUUCUCAGACCUCAAAGACCUGCCUCUGUUCCUGGAGAACCACAGCCACCGCGGGGCCUUCUCCUCCCGGAGCCCCUCCGGGGGUGGCCCGCACCACCACCAUCACCACCACCACCAUGGCAACGCCAAGGCCAAGAGCCACCACCAGCACAGCCACCCCGAGGUGGUGGUGAAGAGGGAGCCUGGAGGCCACAGCACCCCCCCCGUGGACCUGAAGAUCCCCCAGGUGCGCGGCAUGGAUCUGUCCUGGGACCCCCACGCCUCCGACGUGUACAGCUACGGCGCUGUGGUGAUGGGUCCCGGCGGGGCAGAAAACGCACUGAACCGGAAGCUGAGGGCCAUCCUGCCCAAGCAGAACCGGCGCACCGGCGGUGGUAGCCUGGGGAGUUUUUUAGACGGGUCUGCCGACUACUGGAACUCCGACUUGGACCAGGGGACCUCCGGGCAGCCGUACGCCUCCUCAGACACCGAGGGUGACCCGGGCUCCAAGCAGCCCAGGAAGAAGAGGGGGCGCUACCGCCAGUACAAUAGUGAGAUUUUGGAGGAGGCCAUCGCCGUCGUCAUGAACGGGAAGAUGAGCGUCUCCAAGGCCCAGAACAUCUACGGCAUUCCUCACAGCACCCUGGAGUACAAGGUGAAGGAGCGCCUGGGCACGCUGAAGAACCCUCCCAAGAAGAAGCUCAAGCUGACGAUGCGGACGGAAGGGCAGGAUUCCGCCGCCGAAUCGGAGACUACGCCAACCGCCACGCCGAGAGACGACGCGCCGCCGGGGCCCUGCGAGCUAAACGACGAGCAAAGAAUAAAAGUAGAAUUUGAGAAUUAAUUGAGAAAUGACGAACACAACAAAACCUCCGUCCACUCCUUCUUAGAGAAAAAAAUCUUAACGUUGAGACUAAGUAAUUGGAAAGAAAUGGAGAUUUAUUUGUGCCAAUAUACAUUUGCAGUUUCUGGGUGAGCACAAACGCAGGAAUAUGAGGAGGAUUCUUAAACCAACUGGAGAACUAAACCUAAACCGACCGGCUGGUUUCGCGGCGGUCACUUUGACGCUGCACAAGGCAUUUGUUUAGCUUUUAUAUCAAGCAGCCAAACAAAUGCGGCAAAAGCCAUAAGUGAUGUGACAAUUAUCGGCAACAUUUUGUACAGCAUGUUGAUUAUUCCCCCCAAACCACCAAUACCUAAUUGCAGAACUUGAUACACUGGCCAGCAUUGGAUUAAAAUGCAAUCUGGGCAGUGGAAUAACCCAAUUUAGGUAAAUAUUAGGGGCGGGGUGGGCAAAAAUGAACCCCUUUGGAUCAAACUUUUAAGGUCCUUGACCCCCCACCCCAUCAUACAAUGAACUAUUAUGAUUUUAAACAACUCUAAAACUAAUCGUUCCACGGGAAGCUCUCCAGGAAGCUGAACCAAACACCUGUCUCUCUAUUGCCAGGUCGCCAUUUUGCUUUAACAAACCUUCGAUAUUCCUCUAUUGUUUAGAAGUGGACGAAAGCAACAUUGACCCCGUACUUUCUAUGGUAAAUGACACACGAAAUAGUCAAUCAGGGAUGCAUGUUUGUGAGUUUCAGUGGACCACUGCUAACUUUAUGCUAGUUCAGAUUUGUUUUUUUUGUUCUACAGUACUGUUUUAUUUAUUUUUUUGUUUUCUCUUUCUUUUGCACUACCCUUUCGUUCUGGCGUUGAUAGGCGCCUCUCGGUGGUGACAAACCAGGUUACCUCAGCUUUGCCGCGCUAGCAUUUCGCAUUGCCGGUCUGACCUUGAUGCCUGGGCGACUCUUCUCUUAGGCAUGUUCAGGGCCAUUUACCUUACCCCAAUCAUGACCUCACUGGGAGAAACCUCAGAACUGACCUUAGAUCUGACCUAUUCAGACAAUACCUCACCCCUCCUGGAGGUGAUUGUCUUCAACCACUGAUCCCUGAUCAGAUUGACAUUUUAUGUAUGUAUUGCUACAGUGUGGAUUAGGGCUUGUUGAUCUGACCAUAGAUCUGCGGUUAAGACCAACUUCUUACUCACCUGCAAGGAGGGGCAUCCAUUCCUGAACCCGAUCCUUGGAGAGCUUCAGCCACUUCCGGUGUUCCUUCUGAACAACGGCUUCGUGCGUUAUGUGUCAGCUAUUUGGCCGGGCGGGGGUUUCUGUACACCGUGACAAACGGAGGGAAAACCGGCAUGUUACCGCAGCUCACCAGGAUUGGGAGGUGAGAAGGGCACCCCCCCCCCGACACACGCUGACCACGCACGGAGUGAAGGCUUUCACUGGCCUCACUGGCACUGCACAGAAAACAUCUCAUUUGGCUUUUCUUUUGUAAUUAUCGCUAAGCAAGAGCAUCCAAUUGAGCGGAGUUAGAAACAAGUAAUCUCCCUACCUUUCACUUUGAAAUCACUCUAUAAUACGGCAGUGUGAAUUUGUAAGGUGAGAGAGGGAGGGAGGGAGGGAGUGGUCAUUUUUGCAGUUAAAUGGGGUAGGUUCGCAUUUGGGAGGGGAGUUCAGAUUUGGUAUAUUAUAAAUUAUUAACACUGAACUUAAAGCCAGUCUGCAUUUCUGGAAGAUUUUCUUUUUCCUCAUUUUGAUCUCAGGGUAUCUGAGGCAGGGGAAUCUCUUGACGUGAAAAAAAAAAAAAACAUGAUCCUUUUUCCUGCAGGACCUAAAAUUGAAGGGCAGGGUACUUGUGUGUGUGGUUAAGCGGUUCCACAGCCUGUAGGCAAAGAAGAAGUGGACAGAAGUUUGCAGAUACACUUUUGAAAAUAGCACUUUUAAAACGAAAUAACAUGAGCGAGAAUGAGAAAUCUACUGGUGGUAGAGGAUGAAGUGGGUGACCCGAAAGCAACAAGAGAGAAGAAAGCUUUAGUGUCUAAGAGACUUUCCAGAGAGCUGCAACUUAGAUCCAAGCGUAUGCUGCUUCCUCUCAGUUACCACCUCAGUACUUUGGCUGACUGCUUGAAUUGGUCAGAUUUCUGUUUUAUACUAGUCGUCAUUUUGGUUUUACCGUCGCACCCUGUCCGCUCCGCUCGUUUAGGCAGGGGAAAACGACUGUCUCAUCACUGUUGUCACUUUUUGACAGGGGUGAGAGAAAAAAAAAACCCAGCCUACUUAGAAGUGUUCUCGAAAAUAUGCUUUCGUUUAUUUUGAGUGUGAACAUCUCGAGAGACGAAAAUACACAAAAUGAAACCCGUUUGUAUUGGAAUUUCCUUUGCCUCUGCUGUGGUAAAUGUUGCUGUUUCGCUUCUGCCUGGUGCUCACCCAGUCUGUGAGAUGUUUUGAAGACAUCGAAACAAAAAAAACUCCAUUAUUUCCACACUGAUGAAAUUGACAUUCGUUCCUUCAAAUGUGUGUGUGUUAUUUGAAUUUUUUUCUCUUCUACAAAAUGGCAUGCACCAGUCUGUUCUGGCUAACUCACACGGACUCCAGUGCCAACACUGUAGUGUCUUCUGAAGGAUUCGACAUUUGGUAUGCAAUCGUUAUAAUCAUAUUCCAAGCCUCUAGUGGCAAAUCUCCCCCCAUUCUGGUAGAUUUGUCUUAGGCUUCGAUCAUCCCUCCCGUGGGUCGAUUGGCUAUUUUGUUGUAGCAAAUUGGAACAACCCC
Messenger RNA from Esox lucius (northern pike), 5108 nucleotides. RefSeq names its product ligand dependent nuclear receptor corepressor (gene lcor). Lineage: Eukaryota; Metazoa; Chordata; Actinopteri; Esociformes; Esocidae. Gene Ontology annotation, cellular component: nucleus. Gene Ontology annotation, biological process: regulation of transcription by RNA polymerase II. Bases 203 to 2356 code for a protein of 717 amino acids. Gene Ontology annotation, molecular function: DNA binding. The record is from RefSeq and is a predicted model, not a curated record. The transcript has 5 exons.